GUUCUCGGUUCAGCCACCACGAGCGCACAUGCCUCCCACGCUAGAGCCCUCUGCCAAAACACUCCCGCUACUAUUUUAUAUCCCUCGAGCUCCCCCCUCUGCACAUCUUCACCCAGUACAACUUCGGUGACAACCCUCUUCACUCUCCAACAUCACCUCACUACCUUCAACCACUACUCAGCAACAUCGUCACCAUGAACCAACCUACCCAAGUUGAGGCACCCAAGCUGUCCUCCCCCAACCCUUCUGCCCAGACCUCGCCGUACCAACCCAAGCCCCACAACCCCUACCAGAGGAUGUCUCAACGACGAGCAAUUGCCUGCACGAUCUGCGCAAAGGCAAAGACCAAGUGUGACAAGGCAGUUCCAUCUUGCUCCCGCUGCACUGCAAAGGGACUCCAGUGCGAGCCUCGAUCAACUCGCCGCACAUCAGACAACAGCUACAGGAAACCCACCAAGCACCUCGUCUCUCCCAAGAGGUUCCCCACUGCCAACUCCAUUCCUACCAUGGGCACUAUGGGCACUUCCCCUCGCAGCAUUCCUUCCUCAGGACGGCCACAGAUCAUGCGAACAGUCUCACACAUGGAUUUCCACACUGCCGCCAAACUCAGCCAGUACCCCGCAAACUUCAACAACUUCAACAUGCUCCAACCUCUGCCUACCUCCUACACACCUCAGAUCAUCGAUGAGUAUUCUUACUCAAGCAGCCCUGAGCCCAACAUGGGAGGUUUCUCUCGCUCCAUGGAGCAGAACAGCUACAUUACCUCCAGCCGCGCUAUGACGCCCUCCACUCCGGAGCCAUUCGCCUUCAACGACCCAAUCAACAUUGCCGAUCCCUUCGACAACUACAUGAACACGCCAAGCUGGUCGGACGAUGGCUCCAUGGCCGUCGGACUGGGCUUCGAGCAUGAUAUGCCUGGCAUGCUCCCCAACGACAUGUGGUCGACUCCGGAGCCAGAGUCCAUCACACCAAUGGGUCUUUGCGACUCUCCAACUGUCAUGAAUACCUGGUCACACCCUGCUCUGUCUGUGUCACCACCUCAGCUGCCUAUGGGCAUGCCCCCACACAGCAAGGGUGUUCCUUCGCUUUCCCUCAGCGAAGCCUCAACCGAGGAGUUCAACUCGCCGAGCCAUAUGCAACAGGAGUGGAGCAACGUUCAACCCCACGCUGGUCAGAUUAUGGGCAAGCCAAUGGUCACCUCAUCCUUCAUGGACAACGUGAAGUCGUACGCAUACCCAAAGGCACCACAACCAAUCUGGGAAGACAUCAUCGUUCCCCGCACCCAAGCCUUCUGAGCUGGACCCGGGAUUUCGGACACGUAAAAAAUGACAUUCUGGUGCCCAAGCCACUAUACCAUCUCACUUUCGGCAUAGCACGCAUUUCUAGCGUCAACCUACUCGGGGACGUCCGCUCAGCCAGUCCGAUUGUCAUGUUUGCUACACUCGCUUUGUUCAAUGGUCUUUCGAUCAAGCAA
This is a messenger RNA of Paraphaeosphaeria sporulosa, 1474 nucleotides long. RefSeq lists its product as uncharacterized. Gene Ontology annotation, biological process: regulation of DNA-templated transcription. Gene Ontology annotation, molecular function: zinc ion binding; DNA-binding transcription factor activity, RNA polymerase II-specific. The coding region runs from base 195 to 1295 and encodes 366 amino acids. Lineage: Eukaryota; Fungi; Ascomycota; Dothideomycetes; Pleosporales; Didymosphaeriaceae. The record is from RefSeq and is a predicted model, not a curated record. The transcript is spliced from 2 exons.